This is a messenger RNA of Malus domestica (apple), 1168 nucleotides long. RefSeq lists its product as uncharacterized. NCBI's taxonomy places the organism in Eukaryota, Viridiplantae, Streptophyta, Magnoliopsida, Rosales, Rosaceae. The record is from RefSeq and is a predicted model, not a curated record.
ACCCAACGAUUCCAUUUCAACUUUGACAAAAAAAAAAAAAACACGAUUCCAUUUCAAAAGGGGCUUUUUUACACCACCACCGCCCACCAGGCAGUGAGUGAGUGAACUUUAGAGAGAGAGAGAGAGGGAUGGUGUGGAUGGCAACUCAGCAGCUUGCAAUCAGAGGGAAGAGACGGCGGAUAUGGGGAGGGGCGCUUCUGUGUUGGGUUUUGUUAAUGCUGGUCACUCCCAAGAUUUCUCACUCUCCCAAACACCAUCUCUACGCUGACAUGCGCAAUUUUGUGGGAGUGCCCAGUACCUUGAAUGUGAUCACAAAUUUCCCAUUUUUGGUUGUUGGCGUUCUGGGUUUUGUGCUCUGCGUGCAAGGGGGGCUUUUUAACAUCAGUUUGCCGGGUGAGGUUUGGGGUUGGGCACUAUUCUAUGCUGGAAUGGCAGGGCUGGCAUUUGGGUCUGCUUAUUAUCAUUUGAAGCCUGAUGAUAGUAGAGUAACUUGGGACACCUUGCCGAUGAUGAUUGCAUACUCCUCUCUUUUCUCUAGUUUUAUAGUGGAGAGAGUAGGAGAGCGGAUCGGUUUGAGCUGUCUGUUUGCACUCCUUUUCAUUGCUUUUCUUAGCAUUGCAUAUGACAGAACGUAUAAUGAUAUCAGGUUGUCCAUGAUGUUCCAGUUGAUUCCAUGUAUGGCAAUUCCAGCAAUGUCAUUUGUGUUCCCACCUAAAUAUACUCACUCAAGAUAUUGGCUUUGGGCCGCUGGGGUUUACCUUCUCGCCAAAUUUGAAUCCGUUGCCGACGGCAAAAUCUACCAUGCAAAUCGUUUCAUUAUCAGUGGACACUCGUUGGGGCAUUUGUGUUUAGUGAUGGUCCCUGUUCUGCUCAGUAUCAUGCUCAUGAAUAGAAACAUUAAAUGUCAAAGAAUAGGCGCCUUUAAAGAAUGUUCAUGAAAGAGGCAAGGCAGAGAUGAUGUCAUUGUCUGUGCAGCGUCCCAGCAGAUGCUCGAAAAUUCUGUAAAUGCGGAGUCAUUAGAGGUAAAGUGUGAUCUGUUGUACUCCCAAGUUUCAGUAAAAACAUGUCUCUGCCAUUGAGCAAUUAGAUUAAUCAAUUUCAGUUGAAUGAAUUUAUUCUCCGAAUGCAAACUAUUAAUGAUAUUAGUCAAUCAUGUGCCUUCCCCUUC